CAGCAGGGUACAAUUCGUUGUGCCAACUUGGAUGAAUGGAAUAGGAACUUUUCUAUGCUUUUGCAAGAUUCUGUAAAGCAAGAAGUUGUUUCCAGGGAGAAAAAAGAUAGAAGGGAUUUUGAUAAACUUGCUGCACUGGCUACAACCCUGGGAUUGUAUAGUCAUGCAUAUGCUAAGGUUGUUGUGUUCAGUAAGGUCCCACUCCCCAACUAUAGGUUUGAUCUAGAUGACAAGAAGCCACAGAGGGAGGUGAAUUUGCAUACUGACUUCCUUCAAAGAGUCGAAGCUUACCUCAGAGUAUACCUCAGUAAAAAAUCAAAGAGUGUAGUAGAUAGAUUCCCUGCCAAUUCCUUAGCAAGAACUAGUAGCAUAAGCAGUCCCGAUGAAUGGCUUUUUGAGCAACCAGAGCCCAUGCCUGCCAGCAAAACUACGCUGGACAAAAUUCUUUGGCGAAGGAGUUUACAGCUGCGUGAUCGACAAGAAUAUUGGGAGGCUUCAGUAGAAGGCCGAAGAAUGGUGAAAUCUCGGAGAAGUCUCCCUGCUUCCAAGCAAAGGGAUUCAGUAUUGACAGCAAUUUCACAAAAUCAGGUUAUUGUUAUCUCUGGAGAAACAGGUUGUGGCAAGACCACACAAAUUCCGCAGUUUAUAUUAGAAUCCGAGAUUGAAGCAAACCGUGGAGCUUUUUGCAGUAUCAUAUGUACUCAGCCAAGGAGAAUAUCUGCUAUGUCUGUAUCGGAGAGGGUUGCUUACGAGAGAGGAGAGCAGUUGGGUGAAUCCGUUGGAUAUAAAGUUCGAUUGGAAGGUGUUAGAGGANGAGAACGCUUGUGCUCAACUUGA
Camelina sativa (false flax) is the source of this 837-nucleotide messenger RNA. Lineage: Eukaryota; Viridiplantae; Streptophyta; Magnoliopsida; Brassicales; Brassicaceae. The record is from RefSeq and is a predicted model, not a curated record.